This is a messenger RNA of Trichoderma aggressivum f. europaeum, 1035 nucleotides long. RefSeq lists its product as uncharacterized. The transcript is spliced from 6 exons. NCBI's taxonomy places the organism in Eukaryota, Fungi, Ascomycota, Sordariomycetes, Hypocreales, Hypocreaceae. Gene Ontology annotation, molecular function: oxidoreductase activity. The record is from RefSeq and is a predicted model, not a curated record. The coding region runs from base 1 to 1035 and encodes 344 amino acids.
AUGGCCGACCAGAAUAUCCCACAAACCCGGAGAGCUCUUCGCAGAGGCGGCCCUCACGUGGCCGAAUUCGUCGAUGAAGCUAUUCCAUCCCGAGGCUCAUCCGACGUACUGAUUCGAGUUCGCGCUGUCUCGUUAAACUACAAGGAUCUAGCUAUGCUGGACGACAACUUUCCCUGGCCGGUUCCAUCCAACAUUAUCAUGGCCGCUGAUGUCGCAGGCGAGGUUGUCUGGGUCGGCGACAAAGUGACCCUCUUUGAGGUUGGUAAUAGGGUUGCUGCCGUUCAUAACUUGGACAACAUUACUGGACGUGAAUUGACGGGACGAGCUCCUGGCCAAGGUGUGGAUGGCACCUUGGCUACCUAUGUGGUGUUUGCAGAGGUUGAGCUUGUGAAAAUCCCCGACAAUUUGACAUGGGCCGAGGCCAGUAUCGUGCCCUGCUCUGGUGUUACUGCUUGGUCAGCCCUGAACAUGAGGACCAACAACUUGUGGGGAAAGACUGUGCUUGUUCAAGGUACUGGAGGAGUGAGCAUUAUAGCACUCAGCUUGGCCGCCAAAGCUGGUGCUACCGUGAUUGCUACCUCUUCGUCCGAUGCGAAGCUGGAACGGGCGAAAGAGCUUGGUGCUUCGCAUGUCAUCAACUACAAGCAUAAUCCCAACUGGGAAGAAGAGGUGCUGAGGCUUACUGGAGGCUUUGGAGUCGACAUUGUCAUCGAGCAAGGCGGGGCUGAUUCUCUACUUCGGAGUGUACAGUCAAUACGACGAGAGGGUCAAAUCUCUCAAGUUGGGUUCCUGUCGGGAGAUGGCCAGGGCGAUAUGUUUCGCCUGGUUCAGCUGCUAAUUAUGAAAAAGUGCAGCAUUGUCGGAAUCCAAGUCGGGUCAAAAGGCGAUCUAGAAGACUUGAUGAGCUUUCUCAGGCAACCACAUUUUACACUCGACUCAUGCAUCGACCGAGUUUUUAGUUUCGACAAGUCAUUGGAGGCCUUCGAUUACAUGAGAAAGGGCAGCGCGGUUGGGAAGAUUGUCAUUGAGUUUUAG